Diaporthe citri is the source of this 486-nucleotide messenger RNA. RefSeq lists its product as uncharacterized. NCBI's taxonomy places the organism in Eukaryota, Fungi, Ascomycota, Sordariomycetes, Diaporthales, Diaporthaceae. Bases 1 to 486 code for a protein of 161 amino acids. The transcript has 2 exons. The record is from RefSeq and is a predicted model, not a curated record.
AUGGCUGCGACAUCGUCUGCGGCCUUCCCGCUCGCAACCAGCGACCCAUACACCGGUGGAGGCGACAAUACCGCGGGGACAGCGAACGCAGGUUCCGAUGGCAGUCCCGACAAUGACGCCGGGGCGUCUGGCAGCAGCAGCGGGAACUUUCAAAUCUCCCAAGGCGCGCUGAUCGCCAUCAUCCUAAUCGUGGUAUUUGUUGCACUUCUUGGCAUCGCUUCUGGAACACUCUUCUAUCUCGCGAAGAAGAGAGAAUGGAAAGUCCGCGAGACCGUUCGCAAGUCGGCCAAGAAGGUGGUCACAGCACUGACACCACGACGCUCCGAGUUCCCGAAGUCUGUAAAGAAACAGCCGACGAAGUCAAGGGGUGGACGUGGCCGGGUUGAAGACGAGAUUCCACCCACUCCGCGCUUGAAGCCGGAGGAUCUCGAGAAAGGCCUGGCUGCAAAGGUCGAUGUGAAGCGGAAGUACUUCCAUCGGAAGUAG